Gasterosteus aculeatus aculeatus (three-spined stickleback) is the source of this 1317-nucleotide messenger RNA. It is a transcript of the gene nrgnb, whose product is annotated as neurogranin (protein kinase C substrate, RC3) b. Lineage: Eukaryota; Metazoa; Chordata; Actinopteri; Perciformes; Gasterosteidae. The record is from RefSeq and is a predicted model, not a curated record. Gene Ontology annotation, molecular function: calmodulin binding.
UGAGCGGGUGUUACUGAACAUACAGUGAGUGUUAGUAAGAGCCAGUGAGACAUCUGUAUUAAACCACAGGCUCAUUUAAAGAGAGCUUUGCUUAACAUAUAGCAAUCAAAGCAUACAAGUUGCACUAGUUAAGCUCACCUGAAGACUGAAAGCAUCGCUGAGAGUGAGACAUGGACUGUCACAAUGAGGAGUGCAGCCGGCCCCAGGAGGAGGAGGACAUCAUGGACAUCCCACUGGACGACCCAGAGGCCAACAGGGCUGCUGCAAAGAUCCAGGCUGGUUUCCGUGGCCACAUGACCCGCAAGAAGAUGAAGCCCGAGGACAAAGCGGAAGGGGAGGAGGUGAGCAGCACCGAGGGAUGUGCUCAAAGGCAGCGAGGUCAGACAGGUCACACAGAGACAGGAGGAUCGGGGGCAGUAGAGAGAGACGACACAUCUGUGCCAGAGCAGUGACGCCCCUGUUCUGACCUGGAUGGAGAGAAAGAGGCGAAGCAAAGUAGCGGGGGAUGGCUGGCAUGGGCUGGAUUGGAAUGGCUUUCAGUCACACCUUUUUACCCCGGAAGUCCUUUACCUUUCUUUUUUUUUAACAACGCACACUAGCAGUAGGAAAUGAACCGAGAGUUUUCAGGGUGUGUUGUGUAAAUUUUGUGAACACUCCUUCUCUUCUUCUUCAGUCUCAGCGGUGCGGAUGUCUUUGACCCAGAAUUUGCAACUCACUGCAUGUACUUGUGAAACUUCUGGUAGUGUGCUAGUUUUUAGGUGAUGAUCUGUGAAUGUCCUCUAAAUGCUAAACCGGGCUUUUUUGGGAUGGAUCAGCUCAUGCCAUCUGUGUAUAAAUCUUGUAUGCAUCAUAAUUAGAAUUAGACUUUGAGAAUUUUGUGUCUUAAAUAAUGUAUUUUGCAUGGUUUACAAAGUGCUUGUAUGUUGACUAUCAUUUACCCAUUUAACUUGCUAACUUAUUAAAAAAUAUGUAUCUUCUAUUUAUUCUAAGACAUGUCAUACAGACCUCGAUUAUCUUUUUCAAAGAAUAAGAAGGUUUUCUUUUCACCGCUUCAAACAUUUUCUAUAAAUCUGAUCUUCCGGAAGUAGGCAUGCAGUGAUUCAACUUUUUUUCCAGAUGCAUUUGGUAGAGCUUUACUUCAUGAGACAUUGCUUCAUAUGUGCUGUUGUUAUGUUCGACUUGUUUGACAUGUUGAAUCAGGUAUUUGAAAUCAUUUUAUCAAAGUCGACCCAGCUGUCUUUCUUGAAAACUAUUUUAUUAGUACUGAACUUUGCUGUGGAGUCCUGUCAUUACACAAAUAAAUCCACCUGAAAAAUA